Solea senegalensis (Senegalese sole) is the source of this 1950-nucleotide messenger RNA. It is a transcript of the gene bend7, whose product is annotated as BEN domain containing 7. NCBI's taxonomy places the organism in Eukaryota, Metazoa, Chordata, Actinopteri, Pleuronectiformes, Soleidae. The record is from RefSeq and is a predicted model, not a curated record. Gene Ontology annotation, molecular function: DNA binding. The transcript is spliced from 9 exons. The coding region runs from base 216 to 1676 and encodes 486 amino acids.
AGGAACCACGCCGUGUUGGGAAAAGGAUAAUAGAUGUAACAGCAGCGUUUAUCAGGCCAGGCUCAGCGUAACAAGGUGGCAAUGUGCGGAUGAUUUUAGCGCAGGCUGAGGAGAAAUUUAACUGCUCAAUAAGGCGGACAGAGAUUUAACUGAGUGGAUCUGUUUAAAGGGAUUUUCGUCUGCGCGUCUUCUUGGAUUAUAACCCCGCUGGAGAGAUGGAGUGUGGCGAAAGGAAGAGUAGAAGGAAGUCACGGAGCUUUAAACUGGUCACGGAUGAAGAUUAUGACCCUUCAUAUAUGAUGAAUUCCAGCGGUAAAGAUGCCAACGGAGAGCCUAAGGUUGCUGCUGCUGUGCCUGAUGUAGUUUGGCUGGGGGAUGAGGGCGUGGAGAUCAAGAGACAAAUCACAGGGAUGAUGAGGCUUCUGAGGGACAAGAGCAGCAGGGUGUAUCAGCGUGCUGGAGCCGAGCAGGAUGGUGGAACAAAGGAGCCCCAGGAUGGAUGUCGGGAAUCGGAACAUCAGUCCGCACCUUUGUUUCUCGGAUCAGAGGAUCAUCAGAGCAACAGCUGGGACUGUGCAGGAGAUCUCGGGGCUUCACCUUCAUCUGCAUCCACCACCACCCCUAAAGGCCCAGUCUGUGACCAGUACAGCACCCACUCCAAAGCCCUGAGGAUCCACAACGACAAGGAUCUACUUAAUCUACUCAAAGUCAAUGAAGCUGAAGACGCAGUAUCUCCUGCCGUGCCAGAAACCCCCUGCUGUAUGUGUAAUUGUAAGGGCACCUUGCAGGCUAUUUUGCAGGAACUGCGAACCGUGAGGAGGAUGAUGCAUGCUCAAAAAGAAAGACAGGAGCAGGCAGCAUCACCAUGCCAACCUCGUCUUGGUCCAGGACCAGCUCCUUGUUGUAGGCCACGUAAGUGGAGGCCAUUUUAUAAAAUGGCACCACUGGGUGUGCCAAGUACUCGAAGAGCUGCUCUUAGCUCUCUGGAGGCAUCACCGCUCAUAGCUACACCUGCAGAAAGUGGAAAGAGGGAGGAAUGUGAGAAAGAGCAAGACUCCUCCACAGCCACCAGUCAUCCCGUCUCCUCUGAGGUUUCUGUGGCGCCACCUCAGAAUAAUUCAGUUCCUCUGAACCACUCACAGAGUCGUCCACUGAACCAACUGAGGGAACCACAGUCAUUAGAGGUUCGUCUUGCCAAAGAUUAUGACGUGUUUAUCUCAAAAACUCAGCUGGACUCCAUCCUCAUCAACUACACACGAUCUGGGAGCCUGUUGUUCCGCAAACUGGUGUGUGCCUUCUUUGAUGAUGCUACCCUGGCUAACUCCCUGCCAAAUGGUAAAAGAAAGAGAGGACUCAAUGACAACCGUAAGGGCUUGGACCAGAACAUUGUAGGUGCCAUUAAAGUUUUUACAGAGAAAUACUGCACUGAACACAGAAUAGAAAAGUUGCCAGGGCCACGAGACUGGGUGCAGAUCCUUCAAGAUCAAAUUAAGCUUGCCAGGAGGAGGCUGAAAAGAGAUGCUGCCGAUUCAGACGAACCCUUAAAUGGACCAUCAACAAGUAUGAAACACACACACACACACACACACAUGCUAGUCUGCUCAUUUAUGCAGUUGUAUACAUGUAUCUGUCUUUCUUUGCUCCUUUCCUAUUUCACCAAUUCAUCUGCGACCUGACGCGCUUAUUAACUCAUAUGUCUUUGUCAAGCUGCCACUGUGACAUUUAACGUUCUUGCGCACUUCCCAAAAUGUCAGCUAAUUAUCUUUCCACCGCGUGGCACAUAUACCAUCUUUCACUUUCCUCUUUGAGAAAACUCAGACAAAUGUCCUCAUCAGAUGUGAGAACAGAACACUGUUCACUGUUUUUCAUAUCUUUGUUUUACAGGCUGCGACUAUAAGAAGCCCACAACAGUGGAAGCGACAGCAGUGAGCACAACAUGAUUGUCCUCAU